Synchiropus splendidus (mandarinfish) is the source of this 1515-nucleotide messenger RNA. It is a transcript of the gene nudt12, whose product is annotated as nudix (nucleoside diphosphate linked moiety X)-type motif 12. The transcript has 8 exons. The coding region runs from base 137 to 1483 and encodes 448 amino acids. The record is from RefSeq and is a predicted model, not a curated record. Gene Ontology annotation, cellular component: cytosol. Gene Ontology annotation, molecular function: metal ion binding; protein binding; NADH pyrophosphatase activity. Gene Ontology annotation, biological process: NADP+ catabolic process; NAD+ catabolic process. Lineage: Eukaryota; Metazoa; Chordata; Actinopteri; Syngnathiformes; Callionymidae.
CACUUGAACGCACCACGGGUCUGCCUUUGAACGCCUCUCGUCUGAACCAAGCUGCUCCGGACCGGUGUCACCGACCUUCGAAUGGACCAACGGCGGACUUGACUGCAACGACUCCUCAUUGAUCGAAUCAGCCAGGAUGACUAGUCUACAGCUGAGUGCGAAGGAGGAGAUGGUGGAGAAGUUUCUGGACACUGCAGCCAGAGGAGACCUGCCGCAGCUCUCGUCCCUUCUGACCCACGUCCCCUCUCUGCUGAACCAGACCGGAUACAAAGGCUGGACCGCGCUGAUGCUCGCCGCUCGCAAUGGACACCGUCACGUGGUGGAGACGCUGCUGUCACACGGUUGUGACAAGUCCAGAGUGAACAGUUCGGCACAAACCGCCCACGACAUCGCCAGGUUCUGGGGUCACAGACACAUCGCCCACCUGCUGCAGGGAACCGGAGAGUGUCGGCGGGUCCUGCCGGGCCCGGACGUGGCACCGCAGGAGAACUACUUCAGCCGGGAGACGCUGGAUCGUCUGAGCGGGAAGAGAACUGACGUCGCCUGGUUGGAGGCCAAACGCAGCGACCCGGAAUCCGUCUACCUCCUGUUCUCCAACCUCAGUCCACUGGUCAGCAGCGCCACGGAGGACGACGGGUCGGAGCUCAGACUCUGCCGGUUCAGGUACCAGGUGGUCCAAGACCUCCUCCAAAAACCUUCGACACUGAUAGUUUUCCUGGGAGUGGAGAGGAAGACGGCGCCCCCUUCUUCUGGUCCUGAUCCACCUGCAUGGUUUGCCCUGAGCACAGACGAAGACCCAUCAGAGCUUUUGAAGCUCUGCCGAGAGAAGAACUGCAGCUUCCCGACCACGCCCAACAGAGACCUGCUGAAGCUGAGCGAGGAAGAGGCCGGGGUUCUGGCUCAGGCCCGGUCCGUCUUGGCCUGGCACAGCCGCUACAGCUUCUGCCCUACGUGUGGCAGCCGCACCAGCGUGGAGGAGGCGGGGCACAAGAGGAGCUGCCUCAACUCCGACUGCAAGAGUCUCCGGGGAGUCCACAACACCUGCUACCCUCGAGUAGACCCGGUGGUCAUCAUGCUGGUGGUUCACCCUGAUGGAGAGCAGUGCCUGCUGGGAAGGAAAAAGAUCUUUCCUGCUGGGAUGUUCUCCUGCCUGGCGGGAUUCAUCGAGCCCGGUGAGACGAUGGAGGACGCGGUGAGGCGCGAGGUAGAGGAAGAGAGUGGCAUCAGAGUGGGAGAGGUACAGUACGUGUCCUGUCAGCCGUGGCCCAUGCCCUCCAGCCUCAUGAUCGGAUGCUUGGCCGUCGCCGUGACGACUGACAUCAGGGUGGACGAGCACGAGAUCGAGGAGGCUCGCUGGUUCACGCGCCAACAGGUGAUGGCGGCACUGCUCCGAGGGCCUCGCCUCCCUCUCACACUCCCUCCUCGGCAGACCAUCGCUCAUCAGCUCAUCAGACACUGGAUCGGCGUCAACUCAAACCUGUGAACCGCGCGGUGACCUCUCAGUGACCCCAGCGG